Molecule: messenger RNA, 1560 nt
Organism: Solenopsis invicta (red fire ant)
Lineage: Eukaryota; Metazoa; Arthropoda; Insecta; Hymenoptera; Formicidae
Gene: Syx17
Product: syntaxin-17
Exons: 5
Coding region: 301-1209 (302 amino acids)
Biological process (GO): vesicle fusion; intracellular protein transport; exocytosis
Cellular component (GO): autophagosome membrane; SNARE complex; endomembrane system
Molecular function (GO): SNARE binding; SNAP receptor activity
Source: RefSeq, a predicted model, not a curated record
UCUCUCUUUCUUUCUUUUUUUUUAACAACGUCUGUACCCGCGUGUUACAUGAAGCAGAUCAACAGCUGAUCGUUUAUUUUGGACGGAGACAGGGCACGCGUGGAUUUGACAACGUGAUAAGACGCAGUUGUUAAAUUGUUAGCACGUUUCUAUCCAACAUUUUUAUCGUGAAGAACAUUCGCUGUAAGAACUGUGAGAAGAUUGAGACCCCUGACGUGAACUUUGAGAUUGUAAGGCUCAUAUCUCUUUACAAGAAGAUACACAAAGAAAAACACAAUUGAGUGGAGGAGAACCAGGAGUAUGUCGACGUCAUCGGAGAGCAUUACGAUUAAGCAGCCCAUUAGACGAUUAGAAAUUCAGAUUAAUAAUUUCAACGUUGCCAUACCGCAUCAUGUAAAUUUACUGAAACGACACAAGAACAAUAUUAGGAAGUAUCAAGAGCAGCACGAUUGGGAACAGGUGCGGAGGGAACAUGUAAAUGUCAUUCGAAUCAUUAAGCAACUCAAAGAGUUGUUGUACCAGAUGGAUACUCUUAGAGCACAGGUUCUCGAUGUUGACAUUGGUAAAUUUGAUAAAUUAACGACGGACGCACGAAAAAGCAUCAUGAACGCGAUCAAGGAGUAUUUAGAGAUGGAAUUAAAGUUUUCGAUAUUGCCAGUCAUGUCGCCUGAAAGUGAACCACGGAAGACCCAACAUCCACUCAAUGACAGUGGAGUGCAAUUACAAGUGGAUGAGGAAGAUUUGCAACGUCAACAGACAUGUCUACACGAUUGGAAUCGUUUGCAAGGGGAAAUACAACAGUUGCACGAGCUCUUUGUUGAAUUUAAUAAAGUUGUACAUGAUCAGAAAGAGAUGGUAGAUAGUAUGGAAGGCAAUAUCGAAGAGGCUCAAAUAAAUGUGAACGAUGGUUCAAGAUACCUACAGAAGGCUUCUGCAUGUUCAGUUGUUACAUAUCCUUUAGCAGGUGCUAUGCUUGGUACAUGCAUUGGAGGACCUAUUGGUUUGAUAGCUGGACUGAAAAUCGGUGGUCUUGCUGCUGUGGGUUGUGGUAUUUUAGGUUUCACAGGGGGAUCAUUUUUGAAAAAGAAACAAAUAGAAUCACUAAAACAAGAUGCAUGUUUAAAUAAAUCGACCUCAUUAGAUCUCAAGAGUGUUAAAAAAUCUGCAUCUUGUCCCGAAGAUUUAAGACAAGAUAAAAAACAGUUGUGACAAACGGUGACUUUGUCAACAUGCGACAUUAAUUUUAAACAUAAAAAAAAGUGUAUUGUUAUAUAAUUGUAAAUUAUUAAGAUACUUUACAUUUUUUGUGGGCAUAUUUUUUAUUUGUACAUAAAAUAUGUAUAAGUUUUGUAAAGCUAUGUAGUUUAAAAAUUCUUUGAAGCAGAUUUUUUGACUUUUAUGGUGUAUUUAUAACUUUGUAUAUUUGAAAAAAACAAUGACUAGUUUUGUUCAAGCUAGUCUUGUGAUUUUUUUAAAAUAUGUGUAAUUUACUGUAUUAUAAGAUUAUUGUACUUCACAUCAUAGAACUUUAAAUACAUGCACAGCCAAAAUCAAACUAAA